AUGGACCCAGAAACUUCUAUGUUAAGCACACUCAGCCGAAAGUCCGUGAUAUCUUCACCGCCCAAUCCUGUGGAAGGGUCACCCAAAAAGGAUUUUUCGGCCAUGCCACGCUUUCCCUCGCAUAGUCGGCGUAAUAGCUCCGAUACUUACACCUCCUCCGACAUCGCUCUGCCUGAGGAUUACACAAGCUGGACUUCACUCCAGAUAAAUCCAAUGAAGAAGCAGAAGACUUCAAGUGAGACAACAACGCCGAAGCAACCAAAUCCUUCUUACUACUCGGUACUACCAUUCCAAGUAGCAGUUGCUGAUCCCCCACUAAUCCCUGCUCAGAGGCGUCGCGCGCAAAACAGAGCAUCCCAACGUGCCUUUCGCGAGCGCAAGGAACGACAUGUCAAAAAUCUCGAACAACAGUUAGAGGAUCUUCAUCAACAAUAUGAAGAGCUUCUACAAGCAUACAAUCAACAGAAGGGAGACAUCUUCAACUUGAAAUCAAAAUUGCACGAGAUCCACUCCGAAAACAGAACAUUACGAGUUCCUCACAACAGCCCGAUGAAAUUUGCCUCGACGAUGCGCGCUUCAAGAUUUCAAGGUACUGAAGACACAUUGCAGCUUCACCAAAACGAUCUUCUCCAACCACAAUCGCAAUCGAUAACACCUACCUCAAAUUUCGACACUCGAAAUUCCAUAUCACGGGGCUCGAUUUCAGAGGAACAUACUCCGUUCGGCUCACUGCUCCCUCUUACGCCUGCUGAAAACUUCGACAAUCCGGGAGUCUUUUCUUCUUCCGAUCCAUUUUUCACAACGGGCGAGGGCUCGAGAGGUUAUAGCGUGAAUGACUAUCAAGAACCGCAGCAGCAAGGUGGUUUUGGCUCGCCGACAUUCAGCAAGGAGUUUGCAACCAAUCCUGCGACAGACAUAUUUGAACGGUGGACGUGA
Endocarpon pusillum Z07020 is the source of this 936-nucleotide messenger RNA. RefSeq lists its product as uncharacterized. Lineage: Eukaryota; Fungi; Ascomycota; Eurotiomycetes; Verrucariales; Verrucariaceae. The transcript is spliced from 2 exons. Gene Ontology annotation, molecular function: DNA-binding transcription activator activity, RNA polymerase II-specific; transcription cis-regulatory region binding. The record is from RefSeq and is a predicted model, not a curated record. Gene Ontology annotation, cellular component: RNA polymerase II transcription regulator complex. Bases 1 to 936 code for a protein of 311 amino acids.